This is a messenger RNA of Actinia tenebrosa (Australian red waratah sea anemone), 729 nucleotides long. Its product is annotated as complex III assembly factor LYRM7. Gene Ontology annotation, cellular component: mitochondrial matrix. Gene Ontology annotation, molecular function: protein folding chaperone. The record is from RefSeq and is a predicted model, not a curated record. Gene Ontology annotation, biological process: mitochondrial respiratory chain complex III assembly. NCBI's taxonomy places the organism in Eukaryota, Metazoa, Cnidaria, Anthozoa, Actiniaria, Actiniidae.
UUUGAUUCAUAACAUCAUGAGCACUUUACGUUCAAAGGUUCUUGCUUGUUAUAAAAGUUUACAUCGAGCAAGGCUGAAGACAUUCGUAGGAGAUGCAGCAGCACUUGAGGCAGGACGCAAAAGGAUUAGACAAGAAUUCAUCAAAAAUAAGAAUGAAAAAGACAUUACAAAAAUAGAGGAACUAUUGAAAACUGCAAAGGAUGUUGAAAAAAUGAUGUUACAGUAUGUUGUGCAAGGCGUAUAUAAGGAAAGAGAAAAUAAAUACCAUAUUAGGAUAACAGAAGAUACAGCACUGGAAAAGAAUGCUCCUCUGCCAGCAAAGAAAUAGUUUGGACUUUAAAAACUCUUUAUCUAGGCUCAAAUUUACAGCUGUUGGGGUUUUGUUUCCAGCAAAAUUGGAGCCUACUGUUUGUCUAGCAGAAAUUUAGCCUGGGUUACUUGGCCAGCUGGCAAUUGGAACUCUUAAGAAUGAUGUCCAGGAAAUAAACCAAAGAGCUUUUAUUUUAUAGUUAUGUUAUAAAUAUAAUUAUAAAGUGUAUAGCUUUUUUUAAAUUUUAAUCAACCAUAUUUCAUUUCAAUGUUAUGUCUCAAUCUGCUGAGAUGUAUUGAUUUCUGUUACUUAUACCUUAGAGUACUCCUUAAUCUUACAGUGCAGUGUAAAACAAGAUGAAUUUAUACAUGGACUGAGCUGCCUUCAAAAUUAUCAAAAAUUACAACUAUUGUUUUCUA